Mirounga angustirostris (Northern elephant seal) is the source of this 7642-nucleotide messenger RNA. It is a transcript of the gene GGA2, whose product is annotated as golgi associated, gamma adaptin ear containing, ARF binding protein 2. Gene Ontology annotation, molecular function: ubiquitin binding; phosphatidylinositol binding; small GTPase binding. Gene Ontology annotation, biological process: Golgi to plasma membrane transport; protein localization to cell surface; intracellular protein transport. The transcript has 17 exons. Gene Ontology annotation, cellular component: trans-Golgi network. Bases 91 to 1938 code for a protein of 615 amino acids. NCBI's taxonomy places the organism in Eukaryota, Metazoa, Chordata, Mammalia, Carnivora, Phocidae. The record is from RefSeq and is a predicted model, not a curated record.
CCUGCCGCGUCGGCAGCCCCGGAGCGCGCCGGACGGCGGCGGCGGCUAGAGGCCAGGGGCAGCCGCAACUUGAGCAGCGGGGUCCGGGCCAUGGCGGCGGCGGCGACAGUGGCAGCAGGGGCCGCGGCGGGGGCCGAGACGGCCGGGGGGCCCCCGGGGCCGGCGGCGGCGCUGGAGCUGUGGCUCAAUAAAGCCACAGACCCAAGCGUGUCAGAACAGGAUUGGUCCGCUAUCCAGAAUUUCUGUGACCAGGUGAACACCGAUCCCAAUGGCCCAACCCACGCGCCCUGGUUACUGGCCCACAAGAUCCAGUCUCCACAAGAGAAAGAAGCUCUUUAUGCCUUAACGGUGCUGGAGAUGUGCGUGAACCACUGUGGGGAGAAGUUCCACAAUGAGGUGGCCAAAUUCCGCUUCCUGAAUGAGCUGAUCAAAGUGUUGUCCCCGAAGUACCUAGGGUCCUGGACCACAGAAAAAGUUAAAGGAAGAGUCAUCGAAAUACUCUUUAGUUGGACUGUCUGGUUUCCAGAGGAUAUCAAGAUCCGAGAUGCUUACCAGAUGCUGAAGAAACAAGGAAUCGUAAAGCAAGACCCUAAACUACCAAUGGAUAAAAUUUUGCCUCCACCUUCUCCCUGGCCCAAGAGCUCUAUCUUCGAUGCCGAUGAAGAAAAGUCCAAGCUUCUGACGAGGCUUCUGAAGAGCAACCACCCGGAGGAUCUUCAGGCUGCAAACAGGCUGAUCAAGAACUUGGUCAAGGAGGAACAAGAGAAAUCUGAGAAGGUGUCCAAGAGAGUCAGUGCCGUGGAGGAGGUACGGAGCCAUGUGAAGGUGCUGCAGGAAAUGCUGAGCAUGUACCGCAGGCCGGGGCAGGCCCCACCAGACCAGGAGGCUUUGCAGGUGGUGUAUGAGCGCUGCGAGAAGCUGCGGCCCACCCUGUUCCGGCUGGCGAGUGAUACCACGGACGACGACGAUGCGCUCGCGGAGAUUCUUCAGGCAAAUGACCUCCUCACCCAGGGAGUUCUGCUGUACAAACAGGUGAUGGAGGGCCGAGUCAUCUUUGGGAAUACAGUGACCAGCUCAGUGGGAGACCUACCUGUCUCCAGAGUCUUUCAGAAACCAGCAGGUUGCAUGAAGAGCUGUCCUCUGAUUGACUUGGAGGUGGACAAUGAAUCUGAGCAGGCUGGGACUGUGGCACCGUCUUUGCUUCACCAGGACCUGGCAGCCUUAGGCCUCAGUGAUGCUCCGGUUACCCACAAGGUUGCCAGUCAGAAUUGCUGUAAGGAAAAGAGGAAUCCCCCCGCCAGCAUGCAGCCAGGUGGUGGUGUUCAGAGCCCUUCUGCAGAAAGGAACUUGCUGGAUCUCCUCUCCCCACAGCCGUGUCCAGGGCCUCUAAAUUAUGUUCCACAGAAGAGCAUCCCUAAGGAAGUGCCCCCCGGCACUAAGUCCUCUCCAGGUUGGUCCUGGGAAGCUGGGCCAUUGGCUUCUUCCCCAUCCUCCCAGAAUACACCUCUGGCUCAAGUAUUUGUCCCUUUGGAGUCUGUUAAGCCCAGCAGCCUGCCGCCUCUUAUUGUGUAUGACCGGAAUGGAUUCCGAAUUCUGCUCCACUUUUCUCAGACGGGGGCCCCUGGCCAUCCGGAGGUGCAGGUGUUGCUGUUGACCAUGAUGAGCACUGCCACCCAGCCUGUCUGGGACAUCAUGUUUCAAGUGGCUGUGCCCAAGUCCAUGAGAGUGAAGCUGCAGCCGGCAUCCAGCUCCAAGCUCCCGGCGUUCAGUCCAUUGACACCUCCAGCUGUGAUCUCUCAGAUGCUGUUGCUUGACAAUCCACACAAAGAGCCCAUCCGGUUACGGUAUAAGCUGACAUUCAACCAGGGUGGACAGCCUUUCAGCGAAGUAGGAGAAGUGAAAGACUUUCCAGAUCUGGCGGUCUUGGGUGCAGCCUAACUUUUCACAAGACAGACCCUGCCAUUCGAGCUUAGGCCAGUGUGAAUUUUGCUGUCUAGAUAGGACUAAUCAUGGUGAUUUAGUGCGGAGUGCCAAGAGUUCUAUCCUGAUGUCAGGCUCUGGAUCCCAACCUCUGACUCAUUCUGCAGAUACUGUGUGUGUGUGUGUGUGUGUGUGUUGUGGGGGGUUGUGGGGGAGGGUAGAGCAGGGCUUGGAAUGUGGACAGUGUGGGAAAUGCUAAAGCAUUUCUGACAACCAUCUGCUACAAUCAUCUGUUUCUGCAUGUUGGUGGACACGGAUGUCCCCGCCUCAGGUUGGAGGUUUUAUAAGCCAAAGUUGUGUUGUUAUGUUUUUUCCAUGUAUUGUUAUCUUUUCAUUCAUCCACUCUGUGCCUUGUCAGCCUUUGAAAGUCUUGGCUGCUCCCAGGCUGCUGUUCUCAGGGACCUUAAAAGGGACCUGGUUGGUCUUGGGGCAGAGAGUAUCUUCUGGGGCACUCUCUUCCAAGAAAGACCUUGUCUCCAUUUCCAUUAGAGAAUGCUGCUUGCAUGUGUUUGAGAAGAUCUUCUAAAUGGAAUGCUUGUUGCACUGUUUGCCAGGCGAGGGGCUGCCACUAGACCAGAGGACCACACUGGGUGGGCCAAUCACGUCCUUCACCACCGUGCCUUAGAAUCACCCAGAGAGGACCUUCCAGGGCAGAGGGGAAAGCAGAUCCCAGGCCUCAUGCAGGCCUCGGGUUCUGUGGGUGGGGCAGCCUGUCUGGGCCCUUCCUCAGGACCCUCCUCUCUAUUCUCAUCCUCCUCCUCCACGAGCGUCUACUCUCCGAGCUCUUCAGUGGUGACGCCAUGCCAGUCAUUGUCAGUCAUAACUAACAGGCUCACCCUUGCCUGUCAACUUCACUGUCCAACAUGAAGAACUGUGACACAAAUAGGUAUGAAAAGAGCUUAGCAGUGAUUUCAGUGGUGACUGAAUAUAGAAAGUCCUUGAAUAAAUACCCGUGUAGCAAAUACGCUUUGUGGAGUCUUGAGUAAGUAGGAGAUGCAGAGCCUGUUGCAUUUAGAGGCGCUAAGCCUCCAGGGCCCUGUUGCCUGUUGAGGAAAUAGGAAGACUUCUUGCUGUGGAACCUGAAGAGCGGCUUCAGUGAAGGGAUAGGCCCUGCGGGUCCAAACAAAGCUGGAAGAGAGAGGUGGAUUUUUGUUACAUGUAUGGUGUGAAGGGAAAAUGCCGGUUCAUCACCUGUUCUUAGCACCUGCCGUGUGCUAGGUGUCUUCUGUCCUGCUUUGCUGGUCAGUGGGGCACAUGAACUGAGCCUUGCUGAUAGGGCCUGAUGAAGGACUUUGAAAUCCGAGCCGCUCACCUGUUGGGGCAAGACUACCUCAGGAACCGCAAGACUCUGUUUGGGGCUCUUUAUCACAAAAUCUGGUACUUUCCAGGUUAAUCUUUGAACUUCUGCGUAUAGUUAGAACCCCACCAACACUAAUUGGUGGGGAUGGGAGCUGUAAAAGAUGAUCUAGCUAUGCUAAUUUUUAAGCAAAUGUGAAAACUCGUAAAAUCGAUAAGGGAUGGGUGACUUCUUCAUUUGGCGUAAUUCCCAUAUGAUUCAUUUUAAUCUAAAAUUUCUUGCAUGUUCAAAUAUUCUAUAUAGCUUUUAUGGGCUCUAGCUAAUCUCAUAAAGUCUUUAAGAGGAACCUGUCGUAAUGAUGAUGCCUGCCUAUGCAGAACUUCUGUCAGGGUAGGUGAAUGAGACGAGAUUUUUACCCCCUGGUUCAGUGGUGAACUUGUGUGUGUCUCAACCUUCUGUCUUCUGGGAGCCAGACUCCCAGCGGUGCUUUGGUGGAGUUGCACCAGGGUAGGGUGUCUGUGGGGGGGGAGGCGUUCCUGAAAGUGGCCCUGGUGUGUGUCAUCAGCGCCUUCUGAUGAUCCGGCUCCGUGGCUACUGAAGGCCUGCCCCAUAUCCUUCCGUUCCCUCCACAGCAGUUGUGGAGCAGCUCCCGGGAGCCCUGCACAGUUGCAGGCACUGCAGAUACCACAGUGGAAAGUUCCUGCCCUCGUGGCUCUUCUCUUCUAGUGGUGUACUGGGUGGGGACCUGGCACUGAUGGUCGGGAUUCGUCCCCUAUCCUGAAUUCCUCUUCCAAGCCCCUGCUCACCCCUGUCUCUUGACUUACUUCUGUGACUCUGUGUUUCUCUUGCUCUCUUAAAUGUGGCGUUGCCCAGGGUUUAGUCCUUAGGACUCUUCUAAGUACAUCUGGGCAGCUAACCACUAGGUGGGUCCUAGACCUCUAGCUCAAGCUUCUACCUCCCUGCUGACAUCCAUAUUCAUCAGUGGCUAUUUGUAGGUUUCACUAUUGUCUUGGGCUCCAAAAGCUUAGAAUGGAACCCAGCCUCCUCCUCCUCCCCUCUUCCCCUUAUAUUUUCUUUUAUUUGAAAACAUCUGUAUGAACUUCCAUGGAUCCUUGAUUCCUGUUCCUUCUAGAGCCACUCAGUUGUUUUUGUCUCGUCUAGUCUAUUUCUGAAUAUGACAUCUUGCCCUCUCCUGCAUUCACAUGGUCACUGCCCUGGUUUGGCUCUUCGGGGGGGAGAUGGGGUGGUGCAGUUAUCUGCCUCUCAGUUCCCUGAACUAUUAUACUUGCCACCACCAGAAUUAUCUAACAGAUCUGGCCAGUUAUCUGCCUCUCAGUUCCCUGAACUAUUAUACUUGCCACCACCAGAAUUAUCUAACAGAUCUGGCCACUUGACCUCUUGCUGAGAAAUCCUGAAUGGCUUCCUAAUGUCCUAAAAGUUGAUGCAAUCAAGUUGAAUGCUUAAGUAUUCAUUGCCCUCUUCGAACUUCCUGUGCUUCCUACCAUUCUGCCACCUGCCAGGAACGAGCACUUUGCCACAGCCACAAGAAAGUCCUUUCUUUCAUGUUUUGAUAAUGCCAUGUGUUUUCAUGACAUCAGGAGGUAACUCCUCUCCCCUUAUCUCUUCAAUGAAUUUAAGACUAGGCUAGAACCCUGCUUUAUCUGUGAGCCACUGUGAGCAUAAAUGGGCUAUGGAGAUGGGAAAUGUUGAAAACAGAGUAAAUGACUUAAUGACCAAAAGAACACGGACCAAAUAAAGCAAAGAACACGAACAUUACAUAUUAAAAAUGGUGUAGGGGCACCUGGGUGGCUCAGCAUCAUCUUGUUCUCAGCUCAGGUCUUUAUCUCAGGGUUGUGAGUUCAAAACGACUGUAAAUUGAGAGACCAAGCAUUCAGGGUAGAAAGCAAAGGUGAUAUUCUAAAAUACAAGUAGUGCUUGAUUACUACAGUGUUCACAAAUCAAAUUCUUCAUAUCCAAUGUAGAAGAUGCUGUCCCAGCCCCAAAAUAUAAAAUUCUAUCAACUAGGUGUUUUGUUUUGUUUUUUCUUUUGAAGAAAACAGUAGGAGAGUGUCCUGGAAUGGUAGCCCUGGUUUGGGGGGAGGAGUUUUUCAUUUUUGUUUUUAUUUUUAAAUAAAGAUAUGGCCUGGCAUUUACCAUCUGGGAAGAGGUGAAGCCAGGUAGGACAGAGGAAAUGUCCUCAGGUGAGAUGAGCCAAGCCUUUCAUUAUAUAGUUGAGGCCCUUAAGGUCCAGAGUUCUCAUGACAUUUAAUGUCAGCUGGAAUGAAAAAAUCCAGGCCUUUUUUCCCCUUGCCCAGCGCAUUCCCAAUUACACCACAUUCAUUCUGAAAAAGCUUGCAUCUUAAACAGUAAACAUUCUCUUCCUUCUGACUUUUAUUCUUGAAUACCUCAUCCCACUACUAGAGGUAACACUUUGAUUUUAAAAGUUAAAAUUGUAAAAACAUACUGCACUGUUACAGGCCCCAGAUACGUAGGAUUUUAACAUUUGCAGUCUUCUGAAUCCCCAGUUUGAAAUAAUUAAGUCAGCCCUUAGUUGUAAUUCAGCUCUUUAGCUUCACUACUGCCUCUAAGAAGCCAUGUGACCUUGGGUAAGUAAUUUAUCUUCUUUAGAUUCCUCCUCUGUGAAGUGGAUAACAGAAUUUUUUUGAGAAUUAAAAGUUAAUAUAUGUAAAGUGACUACGAUACUGCAUGGCACUUAAUUAGCUAAGACUUAUUUCAUUUACUGUUUGAUGUUAGCUGGUCCACCUGGUUUCCUUCCAGCACAUGAACAGAGGUGACUUGCCCAUAACUAUAAAGUUUAUCUCCUAAAAUAAAAAAACUAUUUAAAAUUUUGGUGAGUCUCUAAUAUUGAGACACAGUAAACGUAAAGAUAGAAAGUAUUAAUACUAAUUAGAAAAAGUAUUUUUACUAUUAAUACUAAUUAGAAAAAGUAUUUUUACAAAAAGUAUUAAUACUAAUUAGAAACUAUACUCCUAAAUCUAGUCACCAGAACAGUUCUAGCCAUUUUGAAACACAUCCCUAAGCCUAGUCAAAAGAUGACGUCUGUAACGGAACACUUAGAAACGAAGAAUGAACGUGUUGCCUAUAAGCCAUUCAGUUAAUUUUGUAACAAAGCUGUGCAUUCUAAAAUUUAUAACCCUGACAUCAAAAUCUGAAGCAGAUAACUUGGUCUGCUCUUGUUUCUGAGUGCACAUGUAAAAUAUUAGCUUUAAAGCUAGUGGCACAUUGAAAGAAUACACUGUACAAAGCAUUUUCUGGAAAUGCAGUUAACCACAUCAAUAGCUCAACUGGACUAUUGGGUCAUCUCAGUAGAUGUAGAAAAAGACAUUCUAGAUUAUUCAUUGUUUAUUUCUAAUAAAAAUAAAUGACCAGGGGUGCCUGGGUGGCUUAGUAAAGUGUGUGCCUUUGGCUCAGGUCAUGAUCCCAGGGUCCUGGGGUUGAGUUCCGUGUCAGUCUCUGUGCUCAGCGGGGAGUCUGUUUCUCCUUCUCCCUCUGCCUCAACUCAUGCUGUCUCUCUCUAAUAUUUAAAAAAAAAAAAAAAGACAAGCAGCAUGUUUAAUAAGGAAAUAAUAGAGUAGCCUAAACACAAAGGUUUAUUUUCUUGUUAAAAAGGCCAGAUGUAGUCCAGAACCGUUGCUGAUAAAAGCAUCACAGAGUCAUCGGGGAUCCAGGCUUCAGCCAUCCCUAAAUCACCACCCAAGGAUAAUCUCAGCAUGUUACAUGGUGAUGGCUUGAGAUGCUGACAUUCUAAGCCACAGGAAGGAAUAAAGGAAAACUGACAUUCUUAAGGUUUCCCAUAAGUUUCAUGUGAUACUUGUAUUCACAUCUUAUUGGCUGUUUAGUGACAUUGCCCCACUUUGGGCAAGGAAGGCUGAGAAAUUGUCAUAUUUGCAUACAGAGCCACACUGCAUGAAAUUGGGUUUUGGCCAAGGAAGAAGGGAAGACUGGAUUUGUAGUAGAUUAGCUAUCUACCAUAAGAUACUAUGGCAGUCUAUUGGGGAAAACUGCCCUUGAACUAUUGUUAAAUGGAAAAAAAAAAAAAUGCUUUUAUAUUUGUCAUGACCCUGGUUUUAAAACCAAGCAAUCUAGGUAUAUGUGUGCAUAUAUAAUAACUGGUAAUUUUGGGUUCUAGAAUUGCAAAUGAAUUUUUAAAAUACUUAUUUUAGAAAGAGCACAUGGUGGGUGAGGGGUAGAGGGGGAGAGGCUUAAGCAGACUCCACGCUGAGUGUUGAGCCUGAUGUAGGGCUCAGUCUCACAACCUGAGAUUGUGACCUGAGCCAAACCAAGAGUUGGACACUGACUGCGCUGCCCAGGCGUCCUGCGAAUGGGUUUUCUUUAAAUUUUAUC